AUGUUUAAGUUACCAAGCAAAGUUAACUUAGCUUCUUUCAAAGGUAAAGGUCAUUUAGCUAAGUUUCCCUUGCGGAGCAGAAGCAUUUCAAACUCUUCGUUACCCCUUUCAUAUAUGACACCAAAGGAGGUUUCAAAUGUAUCAGCUUCUCCUCCAAGACCAAAGAGAAUUGUUGUGGCGAUUACUGGUGCUACUGGGGUUGCAUUAGGGAUUAAACUUCUUCAGAUACUAAAAGAAUUGAGCGUCGAAACUCAUUUGAUAAUAUCGAAAUGGGGUGCAGCCACCAUGAAGUAUGAAACGGAUUGGGAACCACAUGAUGUGGCGGCCUUGGCAUCCAAAACGUACUCUGUUCGGGAUGUUUCCGCGUGCAUUUCAUCUGGGUCUUUUCAGCAUGAUGGAAUGAUUGUGGCACCGUGUUCUAUGAAAACGUUGGCUGCGAUUAGAAUCGGUUUUACAGAGGAUUUGAUUACGAGAGCGGCUGAUGUUUCCAUUAAAGAGAACCGAAAGUUACUACUAGUUACUCGAGAAACACCUCUGUCCGCUAUUCACCUUGAAAACAUGCUGUCCCUACGCAGGACUGGUGUUAUAAUUUUUCCUCCGGUACCUGCAUUUUAUACAAAACCCAAAAGCAUGAAUGACCUGUUGGAACAAAGUGCCGGCAGAAUCCUAGAUUGCUUUGGUAUUCAUGCUGAUACUUUUCCUCGAUGGGAAGGUAUAAAGAUUAAGUAG
Molecule: messenger RNA, 729 nt
Organism: Saccharomyces kudriavzevii IFO 1802
Lineage: Eukaryota; Fungi; Ascomycota; Saccharomycetes; Saccharomycetales; Saccharomycetaceae
Gene: PAD1
Product: phenylacrylic acid decarboxylase PAD1
Exons: 1
Coding region: 1-729 (242 amino acids)
Molecular function (GO): carboxy-lyase activity
Source: RefSeq, a predicted model, not a curated record